Messenger RNA from Trichomonas vaginalis G3, 495 nucleotides. RefSeq names its product repellent protein 1 family. The coding region runs from base 1 to 495 and encodes 164 amino acids. The record is from RefSeq and is a predicted model, not a curated record. The transcript has a single exon. Lineage: Eukaryota; Parabasalia; Trichomonadida; Trichomonadidae.
AUGAGUUCUUCAUCAAGCUCUCGCGAACCUUCACCAUCUAUGAAACAAACUUUACCAAACGAUUAUGGAGCACCUAUUGAAUAUUUCUUACGAGCUGCACAAUGGCAAAGAGCAGUCUCACCAAGGUUAGGUGUUCCACCAGCUCCUGUCAAAAAUAGCAUUUGGUCAAGUCCUUAUAUAAAAUAUGGUCUCCCACUAGGUUUGCUAGCUACAGCAGGAGCAGUUAUGAUGUUGAAAAGAAAUAAAGCAAAUGUUGUAAAUAAUACUGAAGUAGCUGAAGUUAAACAAACUCCAACACCUUCGCCAAAACCAACGCCUUCGCCAAAACCAACGCCUUCGCCAAAACCAACGCCUUCACAAGCAAAACCUUCAAUGACUCCUGAACCUAUGGAAGUACAAACUCCUGUUCAAAAGUCAACUCCUAAACCGACUCCAACAUUUAAACCAGAACCUACUUCUCAAAUAAAUCGUAAAACUCCUGCGUUUCCUUACUGA